Messenger RNA from Nicotiana tabacum (common tobacco), 1455 nucleotides. Lineage: Eukaryota; Viridiplantae; Streptophyta; Magnoliopsida; Solanales; Solanaceae. The record is from RefSeq and is a predicted model, not a curated record.
AUGGGUGUUCAUGUAUACAUGGAGACGAAAAAGGAAAACAAAAGCUUAGGAAGCUAUCCGCUAUGUAUAACAGUACGUGAUUUCAAUUUGGAAUUGAGUAUCACCAAUUCGAACACAGUUGCAGGUUCAUCUAGAACACUGAAGUUAAUUGAUAUUCCAGCAUCUCCGGCGAUAGUGGAAUAUGAAAGUAUAAUAAUAACAGAAAGUACACCAAGUGUUAUUGAAGUAUGCCAAGUAUACCAAGACAAACAAACAAUUGCUAGUGCAAUGAAGUACUAUUCUGUCAUGAACAAGUUCCAAUUUAGGGUGAAAAGAUCUAGUGCUAGAAGCUACUGGUUGGUAUGUGUUGGUGAAAAGUGUACAUGGCACUUCAAGGCAACUAGCAUAAAUGAUUCUGCAAUGUUCAAGUUAACAUACAUGCAAGUUUGGAGAGCAAAGGAAAAGGCUUUGGAGUUUUUGAGAGGCCAUCCUGCUGACUCCUACAGCAAAUUGCCUAGUUAUUUGUAUAUUCUGGAGAAGACUUAUCCGGGAUCUGUAGUUAAAUUGAAGAAGACGGAAGAUGACUACUUUUUAUAUGUAUUUGUUGUGAUUUGUACGUCAAUCAGUGGUUGGGAAUAUUGUAGGCCAGUUGUAGUAGUUGAUGAAACCUUCUUAAAGUCAGCAUAUAUGAGAAUAAUGCUAACGGCUAAUACAAUGGAUGCAACAAGUACCAUAUUACUAUUGUCAUAUAUUGUUGUUGAUUUAGAAAAUGACGCAUCAUGGAAGUGGUUUCUGGAGCAAUUCAAACAUGCAUAUGGUGAAAGACCAAAUAUGUGUGUUGUUUUGGAUCGGAAUGAGAGUAUCUUGAAAGCAACAUCUAUUGUUUAUUCCGACAUGCCAUAUUAUUCUUGCAUGUGGCAUAUUUGGACAAAUAUAAGGGCAAAGUUCAAGAAGGGUCAUCUAAAGUCAAGCAAAUUGUACUUUGUCACGGCACGGUCAUACACGUUUGAUGAAUUUAAUGAAAGGAUGUCAAAGAUUGAAGAGAUUGACCCGCGUGUUAAAGCAUACUUAUACGAUAUUGGCUAUCAUAGAUGGUCUCGAGUACAUGCUACGGUGAACAGAACUUGGAUUAUGACAUCAAACAUUACAGAGUCGUUGAAUGUUGUAACAAAAGAUGCAAGAGAGUUGCCGAUAGUAGAACUAUUAGAGUAUAUGAGGACUCUUCUUGAACGCUGGACUAAUGAAAAGUUAUUGAAAGCAAAGGGUACAUUCACAUACUUUGGGUUUAAAUUCAACAAAGAGUUGGAUGACAACAGAACAUUGUCGCACAAACUUAGAGUGAGGGCUUCAACAGACUACAUCCAUACAGUACUAGAUGGUGUGAGGCGCUAUAUUGUUUGUCUUGAAAACAAGAGAUGUAGUUGUGGCAAUUCCAGCUUGACGAACUUUCUUGUCCACAUGUUUUGGCUGCUUUAA